UCCAAUUCUUGGAGUCCAAGCUGUGCGCAGACGUCAAAGGUACAUGCUCAGGUCAAUAUGGCUACAUUAUCGCUGCAGUCUCGAUCCUGGACACCGACAGAGGAAUAGACAUCGGCAGAAGUGAACAGGCUGAGUUUGUCACGCGUUUUCAAGCCGUCCAACGGAGAAGUUGUUGAUGGCGUUGUGAAUAACGCAUGGGCUUCUUCGCUGACGUAGGACCCCUACAAGUUUUCGUAUCACAUCAGCUUCUGUCAUUUGCUUCAGAUGACCAUAUCAUCGAGAAAAAUACGCGCGUGCGAUUGAAGAUCAUCGGUACUCGUGUGGACGCCGCGGAAAUUUUCGCUAUAGGCACGAUUAAGGAAGAUCAUCUGGGCGUGAUUGAUUAGAUCAGAAUAGUAUGCGUGACUACUAACCUGCUAUUGUUGUUACUCUCAGCCCUCGUUUGGUGAUUCACUCGCACUCAG
Molecule: messenger RNA, 464 nt
Organism: Pisolithus orientalis
Lineage: Eukaryota; Fungi; Basidiomycota; Agaricomycetes; Boletales; Pisolithaceae
Exons: 3
Source: RefSeq, a predicted model, not a curated record